UGGGCAGGGAGAGAAAAAAAAACACCCCAGGAUUCGGUGACAUAAAAGCGGCGGCGCGAGCCGGAGCUCGGGCCAGAAGCGGCGGGCGGAGGAUGCAGCAGAGGGCAGGCACCGGUAACCGGACAGCCGCCGCCUCCCCCCUCAUGUGUUGACUCCCUCCCUCCCAUGGUGCAGCUUUUGUGCUCGCUCGGGAAUCCGGAGUUAGCAGCGGUGCAGAGAUGAAGAUGAAAACCGAUAAGAGGUCGCCUUCCAGCGGUGAAGGUGGUCACGGUGGCGGCGGUGCCGGAGGGCCCGCGGUUCAGGGGCCGGCCCCCUUCAUCCAGGCUCUGGCAGCCGCCAACAGCCAGUACCAGGCGUACGAGACGUACCUGGAGAAUGGCAUGAUCUGCCUCAAGCAUAAGAUCCGGAAUAUUGAGAAAAGGAAGGCAAAACUGGAUGACUAUAAGGAACGCCUAAACAGAGAAGAACUCAAUCAGGAUCAGUUGGAUGCUGUGGCCAAAUAUGAAGAAGUAAUUCAUAAUCUGGAGUUUGCUAAGGAGCUGCAGAAAACCUUUGUUGCACUCAACCAAGAGCUGCUAAAAGCACAAAAGAAAACUUUACGACGUGAGCAACUACUGAGGACAGAGAUGGAGAAGAGACGCCUUCGUACAGUAUUGCAUGUUAAAUAUGUACUGGAGAACUUCAAGCAGGAGCAUGUUCAAAAUGACUUCCGAGAUGGCAUUAAUGGUGCAUUUAUUAUUUCUCGAAAGGAAAUCAGCCUCCUCAAGGACUUCUGUAAACUUGUUUGCCCUGAAAGGGAUGAAAGAAUGUCUCUUGAAGAUCAGGUUGAAUUGGUGUCAAAUCAAAUGUGGGACCUGUUGGAAGGAAGUGAUAAAAUAGUGGCUGGUAGCACCUAUAAACACUUGAAGGAAACAAUAAGCAGACUAUUGAACUGUGCCUACUUUGAUAGUAUUCCUGUCCCUCACAAUGGUUUGCUGGAUGAUGUUGAAGAUGAUAAAAUUAAAGAGGUACAAGUAACUUCCAAGACCCUAUCUGGAAAGGAUGCUGAAUCUGAUCUACAUUUUUUAUGCUCCAAUGAUGUGCAGCCAAGAGAGUUUUUGAAUAGGCAGUACAUGAACAAAACUGACUAUGCUGUAAAACAGCCUGAAAAACCAAGGAACUGGGAAAGCGAGUAUGUUGGCAGGAAGCAAGAUGAUGUUCCCAAAAAAUGGGAUGCUGAUUACAUGAGUAGAAAACAUGAGGAAACACCCCCAACCAAGUGGGAUGAUGAGUAUGUUGAUAAACAGGAGGAGCCUCUCAAAAAAAGGGAUACAGAAUAUGUCAACAAUAGAAAGUUGGAGGAGCAGCCUAAAAAGUGGGAUGUACAAUAUGCUGAAGUUCAGGAGACUAAAAGAUGGGAAGCACCAUCUGUCCCGAAAGAAUCUGCUGAACCAAAGAGAAUUCUGCCUGAACCCAAAGAGAAACGGGAUCGUACAUCAAAACAAAGUGAAGUGAAGCAAGUGUCGAAGGUAGUCCAGCAGGCUGCUGCAGAGUUCUGCUCGACCUCCUCACUGCCAAAGGAUCCCGAACUCAGGAGGCAGAAGCUUCAAGACCUAAUGUCCCAGAUACAAGGGACGUGUCACUUCAUUCAGGAUUCUAUGCUGGAUUCUGACUCUUCACAAAGUGCUGUUGGAUCACAGAAGGCUACGAUAUCACUCAAUGCUGCAGCUCCAAAACAACAGAAGCAGCAAAAGAAUGACACCAUUCCAUCCCCACCCAAGCCUGCCUCAGAAUUGACUGUCCAUUCCAGUGUUGGGGGUAGUUCGGGUUCUGAUGACCAGUCUUCACUGUCUGGUUCCACAAACGACCUUUCAGGGCAAACUCCGCAGAGUUCAGCUACACGCAAUUCAGAAAGUGAAGCAUACAUUCCACCACCGCAGAUAUACCAAACAAGUACACCCAUUACGGAGUCCCUGACACACAAGUCCUUGGAGACAAAUCAGGUGACUACUCUGCCCAACAACCAGACUGCUGUCUAUGAUGCAAUAAUGGUAACACCCCAAGGACUGGGACGCCAGACUCCAGUAAGCAAUUCUCCAGUUAGCAUGAAGACCACACCUUUUCAGGCUAUGCAGACUGUGUUCAAUGUGAAUGCUCCUCUUCCUCCAAGAAGCGAACAGGAAGUGAAAUCUGAUGCUCCAUAUUCGCCUGCCUUUAAUCAAAGUUUGAUUACAGCAAGUACUCAGACUCCACCUCAGCCUGUGUCUGUCCAAUCUUCACAUGCUGUAGAGCAAAAUGCUCUGACGCAGGAAUCUUUAACAGAAGAACCUACAUCAGUUGCAAAUGGGACCCCCGUUUUUCUACCCCACAGUCAGCCAAAUAAUCCUUUACCAAGACCAAGCCAACCCUACUUUGGAAGCAGAGGUGUUGUAAGGGGGGCUGCACGAGGUGGCAGAGGAAUCGCUAAUGCAUACCGUGGUUCCAGUAAUGGAUAUAAAGGUGUACAAAUAGGGUUUGAUGCCUACAGAGGAAUUCCCAUACCUGGCAAUGGAACAUAUGGACCUUUUCCAAAUAGGGAGUACCCUGGGAUGCCAUAUACCCCAAGGGAGUCUGGUUACCAGCAGAACUACAAACGUGGUGCAGGAGUUGGGCCUCGUGGGACCAUGAGAGGAGGCCAUGGCAUCUUACCACAAAUGAGGCAGACGCAUGAGUAAAUUACCACCACAAUCAAGUUUGCACAGUUUUGCAGUUUACAAUACAUACUUCUCACAGUCUUGAUAAAAUAUACAAACAAAACCGUCUUGGUGGUGUGUGUAACACUGCCCGUUCUUGCAUAUUAUAGUCUGUAUAGAGACAUGUCCUUAUGCUGGUUCUCAUUACAUCUCAGACUUCAGGGAAAUUGAACUUCAUCUGCUGAACCAGUUUGGGAGCCUGAGAAAAGCAGUGUCUUAAGGGUGCAUGGAACAUCAUGCCAGUGGUACAAUCAUUGCUAAAUUGCUCAAGAUGUUUAUUGUGGAAAUGUUUUUGUGUCUGAAUUGUAAAGACAGCUACACUGUUGAUGCCUUGCUUACAUUCAAACACUUAAAGUAUUUUUACUAAAGCUAUGAAAUGAGAAGGGCAACGAUCUUAUUAAUUAUACGGUAGCUCGUACGGUCCUCAUUUCCCUCGGGGAAUGUUCUAUGCUGUCAUCUGUUUAAUCUGCAUUGAAUGUGAGUUGUGUCAAUUUGCAAUAUGUAGGGAUGCAGUUUUCCUCUGCUAUAUUGAGACAUU
This is a messenger RNA of Hemiscyllium ocellatum (epaulette shark), 3249 nucleotides long. It is a transcript of the gene caprin2, whose product is annotated as caprin family member 2. Gene Ontology annotation, biological process: positive regulation of canonical Wnt signaling pathway. The record is from RefSeq and is a predicted model, not a curated record. Gene Ontology annotation, cellular component: cytoplasm. The coding region runs from base 219 to 2693 and encodes 824 amino acids. Gene Ontology annotation, molecular function: signaling receptor binding. The transcript is spliced from 20 exons. NCBI's taxonomy places the organism in Eukaryota, Metazoa, Chordata, Chondrichthyes, Orectolobiformes, Hemiscylliidae.